AUGUCUACCGACCCGAAGUUCGACGACCUACACAAAAAGCUCUUCGAUGAAGGGAUGAAGGUUCGCCGCGGGGUCUUGGGAGAUUCAUAUGUCGACAAAGCUUUAGCAAACGGUACGACCGAAUUCUCGAAACCCGGCCAAGAAAUGGUCACUGAAUGGGCCUGGGGAAAUGUCUGGACCCGACCUGGCUUGGAACGACGAGACCGCAGUCUGCUCAAUAUUGGCAUGUUAAUGGCCCUCAACCGUGGCCCUGAGCUAGCUAUUCACCUCAGAGGUGCCCGCAAUAAUGGGCUGAGCGAGCUUGAGAUUCGGGAGGCUAUCCUGCACGCCACAGUUUACUGUGGGGCACCCUGGCGUGGAUGCCUUCAAAAUUGCUGA
Penicillium cosmopolitanum is the source of this 378-nucleotide messenger RNA. Its product is annotated as 4-carboxymuconolactone decarboxylase family protein. NCBI's taxonomy places the organism in Eukaryota, Fungi, Ascomycota, Eurotiomycetes, Eurotiales, Aspergillaceae. The coding region runs from base 1 to 378 and encodes 125 amino acids. Gene Ontology annotation, molecular function: peroxiredoxin activity. The record is from RefSeq and is a predicted model, not a curated record. The transcript has a single exon.